Messenger RNA from Megalobrama amblycephala (Wuchang bream), 3054 nucleotides. RefSeq names its product midasin AAA ATPase-domain containing protein. The record is from RefSeq and is a predicted model, not a curated record. The transcript has a single exon. NCBI's taxonomy places the organism in Eukaryota, Metazoa, Chordata, Actinopteri, Cypriniformes, Xenocyprididae. The coding region runs from base 1 to 2103 and encodes 700 amino acids.
AUGGAAAGCUCUGAAACCAAUGAAAAUAAAAGUGAAAGGAUCACAAGGAGAAGUGUGAGGAUCAGUGCACAGCCAGUCACAUCUACACAGAAGACAAGAAAAUCUACACAUCUUCACACAGCAGAGUUGGAACCAGUGAAAGAAGCAGAUAUGAGUGGAAAUGAAGAAACCUCAUCAACGACAGUAGAGACUGUGAAUGUCUGUCUACCGAUUAUUACAGUAGAGGCCAAUGUGAAAAGUCUUGAUGAAGAUGGAAAUAUGGUUUCCAUGAGUAGAGAAGUGGAAACUACAUCAUAUGAGCAAGAGAUAGACAUAUCAAAUGAUAAAGAAAAGGUGGAUGAAGCUUUGCCUGACAAAUCUACAGAUGAUGAAGAAGACAAGACCAAGAGCUCAAUUAAAACAACUGAAAAUGAAAUUCUGGUGGAAACACAAAAAAAUGUAGAGGGGGGCGUUCAAGAUGAAGAAAAAGCGGAGCCUCCACAGGAAAACGCAGGCCAGAAACACGAGGAGAAUAUUCAGGAGAACAAAAGAACAAGCUCAGUAGAAGAGGUUGUUGCUCAACAAGAACCAGCACUGUCAAAAGAGGAAAAUGUGGGGGAAACCAAUCCGACGAAUGAACUUAAGACAACAGCUGUGGAGGAGAAGGUUGUUGUAGAAAGCUCGGAUCAAGAAGCACCCUUCAUUACAAGAAGAAGUCUCAGAUACCGAACAGUAACAGUCCAGUCUACACCAAGAAGAAAAUCAAAACACCUCCACAGACAAGAGGUGGAGUCACAAAAAGUAACAAAGGACAACAUAUCUGGAAAUGAAAAUGACUCAGCAAUACAGGAAACAGCUGAUGAUUUAAAUAUCCCUAUAGAGAAGGAGAAUAGGACAUUAAAUGCUGAGGAGAGCAUUGCUGAAUUUGAAAAUUCAAAGACAAAAGAAGGAGAAGGCAUUAUUCAGGAAAAUAUAGAAGGAAAGGCAGAAGAAACAGGGACAAAAGAUGAUGCUGUCGAGGAAGGAAAUGAAGUCCUGUUUGAAAUCAAUGAAAGUAGCAGUGCCAGCCCAGAAAACACUAAGCAGAACAAGACUCAAGAGGAAAAUUUUGAGAGAGAUGUACAGGUGUCCAAGGAACAGGAGGAUGAUGAACAGGAGGUCUCAAGUGUACAGGAGGAAGAGAAACCACUCCAGGAAAGAGAAAAUGAGGAAGCAGUGCAAGGAAGCUCUUUUGGUUUGGAGGAAACAGCAGUGGAAAGGAGAACCCUGAGAAAAAGACUGACUGUUGAAAUAGCUGCUCCAAGAAAAUCAAAACGUCUUCGCAAACAAGAGCAUGAUGAAGAUAGUGAGCAAGUCAAGGAGGCGGUUAUGGAAGAAACUGAGACAGUUGAAGUGACAUUUACAGCAGAUAAUGUAGAGCUGAGCUCAGAUGAACCUGCAGCAGUUUUUGAGGGCAGUAAUUUGGGUGGAGAAAUACAACAGAAAAAUGCAGAAGGGACUAAAUCAGAUGGAGAUUGUAAUAUACAUGAAGACACCAAGACAGAUGCAGGUGAAUCUCAAGAGGAGCUGAAAGAGAAAAUAGUAAAUAAACCUCAAACAGAUGAGGAUAACGAAGAGGUUAUGGAGCAAAAUAGCAAGAAAUUAGAAGAGACAGGUGAAAUGGAGAAAGUGAUAGAGCAACAUGUGGAGACAGAAAAGCAAAAGCUUGAGUCCAGUACAAAUGAGGGCUUCACUUUAGUGUUGGAGGUAGAGGACACAUCUGAUCAAGAAGAAAACAAAGCAGAUGAGGAGAGCAGAGUGGCCAUGGAGGCCCCAAAAGACAUAUUCACAUCUGCAGAAAAAUCUGAUGAAGGUGAAGAAAAUAUCUCUGAUGAGGAUGAGAAAGGUCUUGCCAUUGAAAAGCAUGUUCUCAAGAGUAGCUCAAGUACAUCUUCAAGCAGACGAAGAUCAAUGAGACUGCAAAUGCAUGAACCUAAAAAGAACACUAAAGAAGAUGGAUCGGAUUCAGAGGAGUCAGAAGUACAACAAACAGCGAAACAGAGACAUCAGAGAAAAAGAAAAGCCAUAACUGACUUGACACCUGCACGCAGAUCAAAACGCUACGUUAGGGGAAAAAAUGUUUAGCAGAUCUGUGGCUCUUGUAUUACUACAAGCCUCCUAUGCAUUGCUUAAGGGACCUACCAAUUAUAUACAUAAUGUGAAGUUUUCUAUUACAUUUUCAUUUGCAAAAUAAUGCAAAUUAUUUUAAACAACUAUAUUUUGUAUUUCUUUCGGAAGUAUUGGGGAUUUUAUAAAAUACUUGUUUCUUGAAAUUAUGAUUUACUGGUAAAUUAAGCAUGAUAAGUAUAACAUUUUGGAUGGUAAAUGUCUAACUAUAGUAUAUUUAGGAUAGACUCAAGUUAGACACAGUUAUUGUUUCUUUUAAAAUUUUUAUUCUAUAUUGUGCUUUGUAAUUUCAUUAUGGAAGUUUUUAACGUAGCACUAUUUUUUAUAUAUUCCAUAGUAGUUUUUAUCUUAAAUCCAGAAAAUUCAACUAAAUGAAUUCACAUGGAACAAUUCACUACAUUCAGUUCUGGAUAGGAUGCUAAAUUAAAUAUUGUUGCUCAUUUUCAGAGUAAACAAGCAAGUGUUUUGUGUGAUUUUUUCCCCCCAACUUGCUGUAUGCGCUUCAUUACAUAUAGUGUACCUUUCAAAGGUGAGUUUGACACGUUUUGUGACUGCAGUGUCCCAAAUACUAGAGAAUCUGCCACAACUGCUCUUGUUUUAUUGCCAAGGAAAAUAUAUUAGUCUUUUGUGAAUCUCAAAGCAAUAUAUUUUGUAACUGGAUCCAUUUUAUCAUUUUCAUAGCAAAUGGUUGUGAAUGUGUAAUGCUAUAGGUUUGUUUAGCAUUCUGUUAGCAGAGCAGUUUAUGUACCUUAACAUUUUAUUUUUUACAUCAAUAUUAAAAUUUAAAAAGAAUGACUCUUUUCUUUUAUGUUUUUCUCUGUGAUUGUCCUGUGCAAACAUUUCCCUGAACUGUGAUUUGUCAGAUCAUUUUUCUUAAAUGGUUAAAUAAAUUCAUAAAAUACAUUGUAA